AUGCCCCUGUGCGACCUCUGCCGAUCCAUCUCUUGGGAAGAUCUCCCUCCCUUCCCGAAUGACAACUUCAUAAAGACGUUGAGCGGCUGCCCGCGAUUCCAUCACCUGGUAUUGAAGAGUUCCCUGAUUGAGAAAGAUACGCCCAUCAAAAGAUUCGGCGUCCAGUAUCAUGCCAGCCUCCAAAGCCUACGCCGAGCCGCUUCUGGCGGCUGCGAGCUCUGUCAGAUCAUCGAGAACGAAGCCGAUGCCCUGAUAGAGGAGAUCGCAAGCCUUCGCCAGCCAAGACGCGGUGUGAUGCAGACCGAGCCUAGUUGGGAUAUGUGGUUGACGAAGCGCUCGGAGCCCGAAGUCACUGGCGAUGGGUUCUGGGUUGUGAAUAGAAGCUCUUGGGGGAGUGACAAGUGGCUCGUCCCGAUUGCGUCCAUCGGCUUCAGUUCCGACGAAGGUGAUCCUCGCACUGCUGGUUCCUCUGGUCGUGUGUUGAAAGAAGUCCCAGACGAGACGACACUCCGCCGAGCUGUUGACUGGCUUGAAAAGUGCAACGAACAUGACUAUUGUAGUACUCGCGGGAAGUCUCCUCUACCAAGUCGUGUACUUGAUGUUGGGACCCUGGAGUCCGGUCCCUUCAUCAAGCUUGUCGAGCCAGGCGCUGAUCUCCACGAUCGGUACAUUACUCUCAGCUACUGCUGGGGUCAAGGAUCAAAGCACUUCACCACAACAAACGAGACGAUGCAAGCACGUAAGGAAGGGGUCCCACUGGACUCCUUACCGCAGACCCUCCGAGAUGCAGUUUUCAUAACUCGAGCCCUCGGAGUCCGGUACCUCUGGAUCGACAGUCUCUGUAUUUGCCAGGACGACCUCAAAGACUGGGAACGAGAGUCAGGCCAAAUGGCCGCGGUCUACUCCAACUCAUACCUUACUAUCGCGGCCACGAAAUCUUCCGACAUCAACGGCGGUCUCCUCUCGCCACGAAAGAAAAGGACAUACUUGAAUCUCCCUCGGGGAAGUGCCAGCGACGAAGACAAGUUCAUGCUUGCUUCUGUACUACCUCUCCACAAAGAAAUCAUCCACGAGUACCACUUGCAAAUGAAGGAGGAGCCCCUGACCAGACGAGCUUGGGGGUUCCAGGAACGUGUUCUUGCCCGAAGAAUACUGCACUUUGGGAGCGAACAAAUGUAUUGGGAAUGCCUCGAGGGAUUCCAAGCCGAAGAAGGUCUCAAACUCCCCCAUCGACUGUCCUCCGUCAAUCCCGAUCCGGAAGUCAUCGCCCACGUGGAAAUCCGCGCCGAGGAGCAGGCAGAGCUUCACAAAGACUUCAAUCGCUCUGCAUCCUCUCUCAAGUCUUGGCCUCACCUUUUGUCCGAGUACGGACCCCGGGAGCUGACAAAUCCUGCGGACAAGCUGCCUGCAUUCUCCGGUGUGGCGAAGACGUUCAGCAAGAUACUCGACGAGGAGUAUCUGGCGGGACUGUGGCGAGGUUCCUUGAUUGAGGGGUUGUGUUGGCAGCCAUUGAACUGCAAGCCUGCUUCAGGAGGCUACCGCGCUCCGUCGUGGUCCUGGGCCUCUGUCGAUGGUACCCCUGCGACCGGAUUCUUGGGGGAGAGUGUACCUCACGCGGAGAUCAUCGAGACAAAGGUCGAAGUUGAUGGCGAGAACCCGUUUGGUCGCGUCAAAGACGGCUGGAUCAAGCUCGAGGCCCCGCUCGUCAAGAUGGUCGUGUCGGACAACAAAGGCCCGACGGGACACGUACUCCUGAGGACUGAAAAGGGCGAGACCGACUUCUACGCAAUGCUGGACACGAUUGACCGAGACUAUGCUGCUAGUGCGAGUCUUCUCAAGGCAAUGGAUCUGCAUGCUUUGGUUCUGACUUUUACAUAUGGCACGCCUUUCAAUGCUGAUCCCGAGCGUAAGGACCCCUGUGCUCAAGCGCUGCUUGUGAUUCCUUCGGAGGAUCGACCGGGCUGUAUGAAGAGGAUCGGGAUGUUAGUUCAGGAUGGAGCAGCCUUUGAGGCAGACUUACUGGCGUCUACGAAGUCUACUGUCACCUUGGUGUGA
Molecule: messenger RNA, 2055 nt
Organism: Colletotrichum phormii
Lineage: Eukaryota; Fungi; Ascomycota; Sordariomycetes; Glomerellales; Glomerellaceae
Product: heterokaryon incompatibility protein-domain-containing protein
Exons: 2
Coding region: 1-2055 (684 amino acids)
Source: RefSeq, a predicted model, not a curated record